AUGUUACUCAAGGAAGAAGCUGGGAGAAGGAAGAAACAGAAAGAACCAGGAAUGGCUGCCGUGCAGGGACAGUUAACGUUCAGGGAUGUGGCCAUAGAAUUCUCUCAGGAGGAGUGGGAAUGCCUAGACCCUGCACAAAGGGCUUUGCACAGAGAUGUUAUGUUGGAGAACUACAGCAACCUCGUCUCCCUGGGAGUAACACUUCCUUAUGUGAAUGUUAUGUCUAUGUUGGACCAAGAGAAAGGGCCCUGGGCUGUGCAGAGUGAAUCAAUAAUAACCACACAUGGACAGGAGCAGAUCAGAGCUGUCAGUGCAGAGAAUAUUAAUGAUAAUGAAGUUAAGUCUGUCACCGGUGCUUCUUCAAUUUUGUUGUCUCGUCAAAUCCUUCAGACUUGUGUCAGAGCACAGGUUAUUGACGAAUAUGAGGAUGAUGGUUAUUGUUCACUACUUAAGAAAAGACAAAAAGCACUUAUUAAGGAAAAACCUUAUCAAUGUAAAGAGUGUGGCAAGGUAUUCAGUUACAGUUCUUCUCUGGCACAUCAUCGGCAAAUUCACACUGGAGAGAAACUUUACAAAUGUGUUGAAUGUGGAAAGGCUUUUUUUCGACGUUCUUAUCUUUUGGUACAUGAGAGGCAUCAUACUGGUGCAAAACCCUACAAAUGUAAUGAAUGUGGCAAGGUGUUCACUCAGAAUUCACACCUCACAAGUCAUCAGAGAAUUCACACUGGUGAGAAACCAUACAAGUGUAAUGAAUGCGGCAAAGCCUUUAGUGUCCGUUCAAACCUAACUAAUCAUCAGGUGAUUCAUACUGGAGAAAAACCAUACAAAUGUAAUGAAUGUGGCAAGGUCUUCAGUCAAACUUCAAGCCUUGCAAUUCAUCGGAGAACGCACACUGGAGAGAAACCUUACAAGUGCAAUGAGUGUGGAAAAGUCUUUAGCUCACAUUCAAACCUAAAUACCCAUCAGGUAAUUCAUACUGGAGAAAAACCCUACAAAUGUUCAGAAUGUGGCAAGGUCUUUACUCAAAAUUCACAUCUGGCAAAUCAUUGGAGAACACAUACUGGAGAGAAGCCUUAUAAGUGUAACGAGUGUGGAAAGGCCUUUAGUGUGUAUUCUAGCCUCACUACCCAUCAGGCAAUCCAUACCGGAGAAAAACCUUACAAGUGUGAUGAAUGUGGCAAGGUCUUUACUCAGAAUUCACAUCUUGCAAGUCAUCGUGGAGUCCACAGUGGGGAGAAGCCUUACAAGUGUGAAGAAUGUGGCAAAGUCUUCAGUCAGACUUCAAAUCUUGCAAGACAUUGGAGGAUUCAUACGGGAGAGAAGCCUUACAAAUGCAAUGAAUGUGGCAAAGCCUUUAGUGUGCGUUCAAGUCUAACUUCCCAUCUGGUAAUACAUACUGGAGAAAAACCAUAUAAAUGUAAUAAGUGUGGCAAAGUCUUCAGUCAAACAUCAAGUCUUGCGAUUCAUCAGAGAAUUCACACUGGAGAGAAACCUUACAGGUGCAAUGAGUGUGGAAAAGCCUUUAAUUCACAUUCAAACCUUAAUACCCAUCAGGUAAUCCAUAGUGGCCAAAAACCUUAUAAAUGUCUGGAAUGUGGCAAAGUGUUUACUCAAAAUUCACAUCUGGCAAAUCAUCGGAGAACCCAUACAGGAGAGAAACCUUACAAGUGCGACAAGUGUGGCAAAGCCUUCAGUGUGUACUCAACUCUGACUACUCACCAUGCCAUCCAUACUGGAGAAAAACCUUACAAGUGCAAUGAAUGUGGCAAAGUCUUCACUCAGAAUUCACACCUAGCAAAUCACCGUAGGACUCACACUGGAGAGAAACCUUACACGUGUGAUAAGUGUGGUAAAGCCUUUAGUGUACGUUCAAGCUUGACUACCCAUCAGGCUAUCCACACUGGAGAAAAACCUUACACGUGCACUGACUGUGGCAAAGUCUUUAGUCGAAGUUCCAACCUUGCAAGUCAUCGGAGACGUCAUAUCAGCCAGAAGAAUAAAUGA
Molecule: messenger RNA, 2004 nt
Organism: Cricetulus griseus (Chinese hamster)
Lineage: Eukaryota; Metazoa; Chordata; Mammalia; Rodentia; Cricetidae
Source: RefSeq, a predicted model, not a curated record